This is a messenger RNA of Balaenoptera ricei (Rice's whale), 3768 nucleotides long. It is a transcript of the gene PI4KB, whose product is annotated as phosphatidylinositol 4-kinase beta. The transcript has 13 exons. The record is from RefSeq and is a predicted model, not a curated record. Gene Ontology annotation, cellular component: cytoplasm; membrane. Gene Ontology annotation, biological process: phosphatidylinositol-mediated signaling; phosphatidylinositol phosphate biosynthetic process. The coding region runs from base 607 to 3057 and encodes 816 amino acids. Gene Ontology annotation, molecular function: 1-phosphatidylinositol 4-kinase activity. NCBI's taxonomy places the organism in Eukaryota, Metazoa, Chordata, Mammalia, Artiodactyla, Balaenopteridae.
GGCAUGUUCCAGGCAGCUCACCCGACUCCCUAGAUUACUAUGGGAUCGGUAGGGUCCUGAGCGUCGGAGAAGCAAGAAAGCAUAGCCCACGAAGAAGGGCCUGAACUCAGAAGAAAAAUCGAGAUCUGCUGGGGAUUUUUUUUUUUUUUUUUUUGGUCUUGGUUGUGCGAGGGAGGAAGAGAAAGUUGUGAGGCCCGGUCGAAAGUGAGGCAGCGCGAAGGCCCCCUCAGGCGGCGCCGAGGGCAGCCCCGGCAGCCGGGGCCUGGUGCAGCCGCCGCGGCCGCUGUCAGGGAAGCGCAGGCGGCCAAUGGAACCCGGGAGCUGCCGCUGCUGCUGAGGCGGCGGUGUCGGCAGCCCGACCCCGACCGCCCGCACCCCCUCCGCCGGGGUCCCCCGGAGAGCUGGGUCCACACUGCAUGAGAACAUGUUUGUUGAAUGCCAUCUAAAGCAGCAAAUUGAGAUUCUUUGAUUUGGGGAAGAAGUUUGAGAGGGACCUCUCAGUAACUGGCAUGAGACAAGAGAGGGCCUAGUUCAAGUGCAUUUGGAGCUUGCAGCAGGAAGGAACAAUUCAGAGAGAGCCUGGAAGCUCGAAGUCUGGCUGCGGCCAUGGGAGACACGGUAGUGGAGCCUGCCCCGCUGAAGCCAACUUCUGAGCCCACUCCUGGCCCAUCAGGGAACAAUGGGGGCUCCUUGCUAAGUGUCAUCACGGAGGGGGUCGGGGAACUAUCAGUGAUUGACCCUGAGGUGGCCCAGAAGGCCUGCCAGGAGGUGCUGGAGAAAGUCAAGCUUUUGCAUGGAGGCGUGGCCAUCUCUAGCAGAGGCACUCCACUGGAGUUGGUCAAUGGGGAUGGUGUGGACAGUGAGAUCCGUUGCCUGGACGACCCACCCUCCCAGAUAAGGGAGGAGGAAGAUGAGAUGGGGGCCACGGUGGCCUCGGGCACAGCCAAGGGAGCAAGAAGGCGGCGGCAGAACAACUCAGCCAAACAGUCUUGGCUGCUGAGGCUGUUUGAGUCAAAACUAUUUGACAUCUCCAUGGCCAUUUCAUACCUGUAUAACUCCAAGGAGCCUGGGGUGCAAGCGUACAUCGGCAACCGGCUCUUCUGCUUUCGUAAUGAGGACGUGGACUUCUAUCUGCCCCAGUUGCUUAACAUGUACAUUCACAUGGAUGAGGACGUGGGUGAUGCCAUCAAGCCCUACAUCGUCCACCGUUGCCGCCAGAGCAUUAACUUUUCUCUCCAGUGUGCCCUGUUGCUGGGGGCCUACUCUUCAGACAUGCACAUUUCCACUCAACGACACUCCCGCGGGACCAAGCUACGGAAGCUGAUCCUCUCAGAUGAGCUGAAGCCAGCUCACCGAAGGAGGGAGCUGCCCUCCUUGAGCCCAGCCCCUGACACAGGGCUGUCUCCCUCUAAAAGGACUCACCAGCGCUCUAAGUCAGAUGCCACCGCCAGCAUAAGUCUCAGCAGCAACCUGAAACGAACAGCCAGCAAUCCUAAAGUGGAGAAUGAGGAUGAGGAGCUCUCCUCCAGCACCGAGAGUAUUGAUAUUUCAUUCAGUUCCCCCGUCAGACUGGCUCCCGAGCGAGAAUUCAUCAAGUCCCUGAUGGCGAUUGGCAAGCGGCUGGCCACGCUCCCCACCAAGGAACAGAAAACACAGCGGCUGAUCUCAGAGCUCUCCCUGCUCAACCAUAAGCUCCCUGCCCGAGUCUGGCUGCCCACUGCUGGCUUUGACCACCACGUGGUCCGCGUGCCCCACACCCAGGCUGUUGUCCUCAACUCUAAGGACAAGGCUCCCUACCUGAUCUAUGUGGAAGUCCUCGAAUGUGAAAACUUCGACACCACCAACGUCCCCGCCCGGAUCCCGGAGAACCGAAUUCGUAGCACCCGGUCGGUAGAGAACCUGCCCGAAUGCGGCAUCACCCACGAGCAGCGGGCAGGCAGCUUCAGCACUGUGCCCAACUAUGACAACGAUGAUGAGGCCUGGUCGGUGGAUGACAUAGGCGAGCUGCAGGUGGAGCUCCCUGAAGUGCACACCAACAGCUGUGACAACAUCUCCCAGUUCUCCGUGGACAGCAUCACCAGCCAAGAGAGCAAGGAGCCUGUGUUCAUUGCAGCAGGUGACAUCCGACGGCGCCUUUCGGAGCAGCUGGCUCACACCCCCACAGCCUUCAAACGAGACCCAGAAGACCCUUCUGCAGUUGCUCUCAAAGAGCCCUGGCAGGAGAAAGUGCGGCGCAUUAGAGAGGGCUCCCCCUAUGGCCAUCUCCCCAAUUGGCGGCUCCUGUCAGUCAUUGUCAAGUGUGGGGAUGACCUUCGGCAGGAGCUGCUGGCCUUCCAGGUGUUGAAGCAACUGCAGUCCAUUUGGGAACAGGAGCGAGUACCCCUGUGGAUCAAGCCAUACAAGAUUCUUGUGAUUUCGGCCGACAGUGGCAUGAUUGAACCAGUGGUCAAUGCUGUGUCUAUCCACCAGGUGAAGAAACAGUCACAGCUCUCCUUGCUCGAUUACUUCCUGCAGGAGCAUGGCAGUUACACUACUGAGGCAUUCCUCAGUGCCCAGCGCAAUUUUGUGCAGAGUUGUGCUGGCUACUGCUUGGUCUGCUACCUGCUGCAAGUCAAGGACAGACACAAUGGGAAUAUCCUGUUGGACGCAGAAGGCCACAUCAUCCACAUCGACUUUGGCUUCAUCCUGUCCAGCUCACCCCGAAACCUGGGCUUUGAGACAUCAGCCUUUAAGCUGACCACAGAGUUUGUAGACGUGAUGGGCGGCCUGGAUGGCGACAUGUUCAACUACUACAAGAUGCUGAUGCUGCAGGGGCUGAUUGCUGCCCGGAAACACAUGGAUAAGGUGGUGCAGAUCGUGGAGAUCAUGCAGCAAGGUUCUCAGCUUCCUUGCUUCCAUGGCUCCAGUACCAUCCGCAACCUCAAGGAGAGGUUCCACAUGAGCAUGACUGAGGAGCAGCUCCAGCUGCUGGUGGAGCAGAUGGUGGACGGCAGCAUGCGGUCUAUCACCACCAAACUCUACGAUGGCUUCCAGUACCUCACCAACGGCAUCAUGUGACAUCCUCCUUCUCAGGCCCCGGAGCAGUGGGGGAUUCAGGGGACCCUCCCUGGGAAGGCCCUUGUCAGAGAAACCCUAAACCAGGAAGCCCUACCCACCCAGCCAUCCACCAAGGGAAAUGGAAGGCAAGAAAUACAGAGGAUCAUGUGGUAACUGUAGAGCUUGCCAGGGGGGUUGGGAGAACCAGCCGUGGGGUCCAGACUUGCUGGGGUUUCCCUGCUGCACCCCGCCAGCUGUGUCAGUAUUACCACCUGACAGACUCCAGGGCUCACUGCCCUCCAGAGAACAGAAGUGAUAAAUGUGAGGGACACUGGGGCCUUUCUUCUCCUCACUAGGGUUUGAGAGGUUUUUUCCGCAGGCCAUCCUCUUAAUGUGUCCUGGGUCCCAGGAAGGAGAAAAGAGUAGGUUCUUGGUACUAAGGACUUGAUCCUGUGGUUGGCCUUCGGCCAUGCUGCUGCCCAACUCUGUCACCUCCCAGGGACUGACCCCUAGCCCGAGUUCCCCUUGGUAGGUGGGCUUUGGCAUAGGGUCCUGCACUUGCUGAGGUUCCCCAUCCCAGGAGUGAGGAAGGGAAUGAUCACAGCCCCUCCAGUCUGAGGGUAUUGGCCUAGCCAUGGGGAAUUCCUUGCCCUUAUCCCUUCCCCACACCCAGGGAAAUAGCUCUGUUUUUUAUUUUUAAUUUUUGUUUGAAAUAAAGUCCUUAGUUAGCCA